AUGAGUUGGAACUACAGAUUCACUAUACAGUAUUCAGGACGGAUUCUACCAUCGUCCUACAAUAUAUACGGAAUGAAUCUAGAAGAUUCCAGACGUUUAUGGCUAAUAGAUUGCCAUUGAUUCACGAGAUCUCAACACCUAACCAAUGGAGACACGUUCCCUCGGAAUGGAUCCUGCAGAUUCAGCGUCUCGUGGGUUGGAGAUGAGUGAUUCAAAGAAACUUCAGCAGUGGCUUAACAGACCCUCGUUUUUGUGGGAAGCCGAAUGUUUCUGGCCAGAGCAACCUGCUGACUUGAUUGAAUUGGCUGAUGAUGACGAAGAGUUGAAGAAGAAGUCCUUCAAUAUACACUCUGUUACAGAUCAUGAUGGUGUUUAUAGUUUGUUGAACCAAUUUUCCAUUUGGACGAAACUUCAAACCUCGAUUGUCUGGUUUCUUCGUUUCAAUACAUUUAUACUUGCUGCGCUUAAAAGCUCGAGAUCAAGAAAUAUAACUCGUGGACCACUUAGAGUUCACGAACUACGUCACACCACACAUGAAAUUGUUCGUGUGGUUCAAGAAUUGGCAUUUGCCAAGGAACUAGAACUUAUUCGGACUGGGAAAGGCGACAGCUUGGGUAAAGUUCUUCGAUGUACAGGUUAUUUAAGUCCGUUGAGAAAGCUUAAUCCGAUUAUUGUUGAUGUUAUCCUGAGAGUUGGUGGUCGUUUACAGAGAGCCUCAAUUGGUUACAACGCUUCUCAUCCAGUGAUUCUACCUCAGAAACAUCCAGUGACCCAGUUGAUAAUUAACCACUACCAUUAG
Messenger RNA from Paramuricea clavata, 799 nucleotides. NCBI's taxonomy places the organism in Eukaryota, Metazoa, Cnidaria, Anthozoa, Malacalcyonacea, Plexauridae. The record is from the annotation of a GenBank genome assembly.